UAUGGGUGGGAUCACUCAGUUCACAAAAGGAAAAGGCUCCCCCCAGUGAAAAGGUCUCUGGUGUACUACCUGAAAGGUAGAGAGGUCAGGAUGCAGGAUGAGUCCAGCUAUCACCGCUUGUUGCAUGAAUACGCAGCCCAGCAGCUUCCCAGCCUCCUGAAGGAGAGAGAAUUUCACCUUGGAACCCUUAACAAAGUGUUUGCCUCCCAGUGGCUGAACCAUCGACAAGUGGUGUGUGGGACAAAAUGCAACACAUUAUUUGUAGUAGAUGUCCAGACUGGUCAAAUUACCAAGAUUCCUAUUCUGAAAGAUCGUGAACCUGGCAUGGUGAACCAGCAGGGAUGUGGUAUUCAUGCCAUUGAGCUCAACCCCUCCAGGACCCUUCUGGCCACCGGUGGAGACAACCCCAACAGUCUCGCAGUUUAUCGUCUGCCUACACUCGAUCCUGUCUGUGUGGGAGAUGAUGGACAUAAGGACUGGAUAUUUUCAAUUGCAUGGAUCAGCGAUACUAUGGCCGUUUCUGGUUCCCGGGAUGGUUCUAUGGGUCUCUGGGAAGUCACAGAGGAUGUGUUGUCCAAGAGCGAUGCCAGACAUAAUCUCUCUCAAGUUCCUGUCUAUGCCCACAUAACACACACGGCUCUGAAGGAUAUCCCAAAGGAGAACACCAAUCCCGACAACUGCAAAGUCCGAGCAUUGGCUUUCAACAAUAAGAACAAGGAGCUGGGAGCUGUGUCCCUGGAUGGGUAUUUUCAUCUUUGGAAAGCAGAGCACACACUAGCAAAGUUACUUUCCACAAAGUUGCCAUACUGCAGGGAGAAUGUGUGUUUGGCUUAUGGUCAGGAGUGGUCAGUGUAUGCAGUAGGAUCACAGGCACAUGUCUCCUUUCUGGAUCCCAGGCAGCCUUCUCACAACGUUAAAUCCGUCUGUUCCAAAGAACGAGGCAGUGGUAUUAGAUCGGUCAGCUUCUAUGAGCACAUCAUCACAGUGGGAACAGGGCAAGGUUCCCUCUUGUUCUACGAUAUCAGAGCCCAGAGGUUCCUGGAUGAAAAGCCCCCACGUGGCUGCUAUGGGCAGAAGGAGAAAUUAGGAGGAGGUGAAAUUUUGAAGUUGACUACUGGGAAAGGCUGGCUGAAUCAUGAUGAAACCUGGAGGAAUUAUUUUUCUGACAUAAAUUUCUUCCCAAAUGCUGUUUACACCCACUGCUAUGACUCGUCUGGAACAAAACUCUUCGUGGCAGGAGGCCCUCUUCCAUCAGGACUUCAUGGGAAUUACGCUGGUCUCUGGAGCUAAUGAUAACUCUUUAUAAAUGCUGAUCUUUACACAGAUUUCCUCUUUUCUUUUCCUUUUUUUAACAACAAAAAUGUGUGAUGCCAUUGAUUUCUGAUUUAAAUGUAAGUUAUUUUUUGGCAGAGAUUUCUGUUGGUCUCCAACAGUUUUGUACAUCUUUUUGAACCAGUUUUUUGCUUUAACCUCCUUGAUCCUUUAUAUGAAGAGUUUUUGAAAUCCCUUUUUAUUGUAUUUGCUCCAAAUGACUCUUCCCCCACGUUUAGGCUAUCUUGCCUGUGUGCCCUCUCCCCUACUUUGCUGUGAGGUAGGAUUCCUUUCUUAUAGAGUGGUUGCUCCUGGGCUUUCUGUGAAAGUCUAGGGGCUGCGUGUGUGCAGGUACUUUGUGUCAGUUACAUUACCUGGAGUGAGGACUACUUGUAA
This is a messenger RNA of Nestor notabilis (Kea), 1707 nucleotides long. RefSeq names its product DDB1 and CUL4 associated factor 12 (gene DCAF12). The annotation marks the transcript as partial. The transcript is spliced from 8 exons. The record is from RefSeq and is a predicted model, not a curated record. Gene Ontology annotation, cellular component: Cul4-RING E3 ubiquitin ligase complex. Lineage: Eukaryota; Metazoa; Chordata; Aves; Psittaciformes; Psittacidae. Gene Ontology annotation, molecular function: protein binding.